AUCCCAAAUCGUUUUUCCUCAGUUCCUACUCGGCUACUCUCUGCGAAUGCGACUCAGCUCUCUGGGUCUUCCACUCUUCCUCACCUCUGCGGACUGCGGCUCUGCCUCUCAGCUCUCAGCUCUCAGCUCUCACAAUCGGUGGUCUUGAUUGGCGACUCCGGCGUCGGCAAGUCCAAUCUCCUCUCCAGGUUCACCAAGAACGAGUUCAACCGCGAGUCCAAGUCCACCAUUGCUGUCGAGUUCGCUGGCCAAAUCGGUCAUCAAGGCCCAGAUUUAGGACACUGCUGGCCAAGAAAGGGAAAAAAAUUUGAAGACGGAGGACUGGAGGAGCAGAUGCAUGGCAUUGAGCAUGGCAGCAUGGAACUGAUGGAAGUUUGGUUGUUCACUUGUUGUCUUGUUGAAACAUUGUUUUGGUUUUUAAUUUGUUAUGUUGUUAAGACAAUAUGUGUUGGUGAACUUGUUGUGUAACUGUGUUGUUGAUUGAAAUCAUUGAAUGGUUAUUUGCAGCCUUGCUGCUAGUGCAGAUUGCACUUUGCAGAAUGGUUUAUUGGUUUUAUUUUCA
Molecule: messenger RNA, 562 nt
Organism: Rosa chinensis
Lineage: Eukaryota; Viridiplantae; Streptophyta; Magnoliopsida; Rosales; Rosaceae
Exons: 2
Cellular component (GO): endosome
Molecular function (GO): GTP binding; GTPase activity
Source: RefSeq, a predicted model, not a curated record